Messenger RNA from Chinchilla lanigera (long-tailed chinchilla), 1855 nucleotides. RefSeq names its product cyclin E1 (gene Ccne1). Lineage: Eukaryota; Metazoa; Chordata; Mammalia; Rodentia; Chinchillidae. Gene Ontology annotation, molecular function: cyclin-dependent protein serine/threonine kinase regulator activity. Gene Ontology annotation, biological process: regulation of cyclin-dependent protein serine/threonine kinase activity; G1/S transition of mitotic cell cycle. The record is from RefSeq and is a predicted model, not a curated record. Gene Ontology annotation, cellular component: centrosome; nucleus; cyclin E1-CDK2 complex.
GGCCGCCUCACCCCGCUGCCCGCUCCGUGCCCCCAGGUCUGAGGUCGGAGCCCGAGCCCUGCGCCAUGCCAAGGGAAAGGAAGGAGAGAGAUGCCAAGGAGCAGGACACCAUGAAAGAGGAAGGUGGCACCGACGUCUCCGUGCGCUCCAGGAAAAGGAAGGCAAACGUGGCCGUUUUUCUGCAGGACCCUGACGAAGAAGUUGCCAAAAUUGACAGGACUUCCAGAGGCCAAUGUGGCAGUCAGGCAAGAAAAAGGAGGCCUGGAGAUCACUCCCUGUCUUGCGACAAUAAUACAGUAUGUGCAAACCCCUCCUUGAUGCCCACACCUGCUAAAGAAGACGGUGAGCCAGAAUAUCCAAUUUCUACAUUCGUGCCUCGGAAAUCAGCCCCGCCACCCAGGGCCUCGCCGCUGCCCGUACUGAACUGGGCCAAUAGAGAGGAGGUUUGGAAAAUCAUGUUAAACAAGGAAGAGACAUACAUACGCGAUGAGCACUUUUUGCAGCGACAUCCUCUUCUACAGCCUAAAAUGCGAGCAAUUCUUCUGGAUUGGUUAAUGGAGGUGUGUGAAGUCUAUAAACUUCACAGGGAGACAUUUUACUUGGCACAAGAUUUCUUUGAUCGGUAUAUGGCAACACAAGAAAAUAUUGUAAAAACACUUUUACAGCUUAUCGGGAUUUCAUCUUUAUUUAUUGCUGCCAAACUUGAGGAAAUCUAUCCUCCCAAGUUGCACCAGUUUGCUUACGUUACGGAUGGGGCUUGCUCAGGAGAUGAAAUUCUCACCAUGGAAUUAGUGAUUAUGCAGGCUCUGAAGUGGCGUUUAAGUCCCCUGACCAUUGUGUCCUGGCUGAAUGUGUACAUGCAGGUUGCAUAUCUGAACGACGUGUAUGAAGUGCUGCUGCCGCAGUAUCCGCAGCACAUCUUUAUACAGGUCGCAGAGCUUUUAGAUCUCUGUGUUCUGGAUGUUGGCUGCUUAGAAUUUCCUUAUGGUGUCCUUGCUGCUUCUGCCUUAUAUCAUUUCACUUCAUCUGAAAUGAUGCAGAAAGUUUCAGGGUAUCAGUGGUGCGAUAUAGAGAAGUGUGUCAAAUGGAUGAUUCCAUUUGCCAUGGUUAUAAGGGAGGCAGGAAAUUCCAAAGUAAAGCACUUCCGGGGAGUGCCUAUUGAAGAUUCCCACAACAUACAGACUCACAUCAACAGCUUGGAUUUGCUGGACAAAGCCCAAGCAAAGAAAGCCAUAUUGUUGGAAGAGAGUAGGCUUUCUCCUGUCCCAUCCGGAGUGCUUACCCCGCCGCAGAGCAGUAAGAAGCAGAGCAGUGAGCCAGACACGGCGUGACCACACCAGCCUUCUCCGCCACAGACAGUUGUGUGGAAGUGCCUGCCCCUCGCUCUCUGUGUGCUGCAGCGGAGGCCUGUGCUAGCUUUUACAGAUAUUUAAGUGGAAGAGUGUCUCUCCUGUGACAAGUUUUUCUGUGGAUGGCUUUGGACAGGGAGAAAUAUUUUUAUUAAAUGCUUAGUUUUUUUAAAUAAGUGGGUCAAGUACACCAGCCACCUCCCGAACACCAACGCGUGCUCCAGAUGCUGCUAAGGAAGGUGAUACUUGGCUUGAUCAACUUCACAGAAAUGAGAAAGGCUUCGAGUGGAGGAGCGCCCGUGCUUCGCUGAUCUCCACGCGGGUGCUCUGAGUUGCGUGGUGUUGGGUGACGCACGCGGUCAAGCCCUCACUGGGGUGCAGAGCCCACGACAGCGGGGCAGGGCUGCACUUCAGACACUGUCAUCGGCAGUGGACCAUGCCUUUCAUGAACUCUUGCAAGUGCUGCUAUAUCUAUCCCUGUUGAAUAAAGAUAAUACUGUCUUUGA